Messenger RNA from Cyphellophora europaea CBS 101466, 1170 nucleotides. RefSeq lists its product as uncharacterized. Gene Ontology annotation, molecular function: epoxide hydrolase activity. Gene Ontology annotation, biological process: epoxide metabolic process. The transcript has 2 exons. NCBI's taxonomy places the organism in Eukaryota, Fungi, Ascomycota, Eurotiomycetes, Chaetothyriales, Cyphellophoraceae. The coding region runs from base 1 to 1170 and encodes 389 amino acids. The record is from RefSeq and is a predicted model, not a curated record.
AUGAGCGUUGACAUCAGACCAUUCAAGAUCGAUGUUCCUCUCGAGGAGGUCGAGCGCAUGAAGCGCAAACUUCGGGAUACUAGGUUACCAAAGAAUCCGAUCGUUCCAGAGGCGGGUGAAGAUUAUGCAGGCCCGUCAAUGGAUUGGACACAUCGUCUGUAUAACAAGUACCUUGAUUUCGACUGGCCGGCCGCUCAGGAUCAUCUCAAUCGGCACAAUCAUUACAUUGCGAGCAUUCCAGACGAGAACACCAGUGUCGACAUUCAUUUCACGCAUACUCCCUCACCAAGUCCCGACGGCAUCCCUCUGAUACUCAUCCAUGGCUGGCCUGGUUCGUUUGCUGAGUUCGAUCGUGUCGUCGACUGCUUCGCCAAUCCUCCUAGCUCCGACAUGCCCUCCUUCCAUGUCGUAGUUCCCAAUAUACCAGGUUUUAUGUGGUCAUCGCCGCCGCACAGAAAGGGAUGGACACUUCAAGACACUGCGCGCCUCUACCACAAGCUGAUGUUGUCGCUUGGCUACAGUGCGUAUGUAGCUCAAGCAGGUGAUUGGGGAAUGUUCAUUGCACGCGAAUUGGGUGCGAAGUACCCUGCAUGCGAAGCAGUGCACCUCAACUUUUGCCCAACGCCGUUACCUGAAGACCUCAAGGACUCAGAUCUGACCGAGCGAGAGAAAAUGGUGAACGACCGGUGUGAUGACUGGCUCGACGAUCAUCUGGGCUAUGCUGUCUGUAUGCGGUCACGGCCGCACACCGUUGGUGUGGGCUUCAUCGACCAUCCUGUCGGCAUCAUGAUGUGGGUAGGUGAGAAGUUCAACGAGCUUGCCAAUCCUGACAAUCAGGAUGAGAAGUGGGAGCAGAUAAUAUUGACACAGGUCUGUCUGUACCACUUCAGCGGAUGUAUGAUGACUGCUAUGCUCCCGUAUUAUGAGAACGUGAAGCACGCCGGGUUCGGGGAGUUUGUGCUCAAGGAGGAGAACCGCAUCAAGUGCCCCAUGGGCUACACGAGUUUUAAAUAUGACUCAAGACCGGGUACCAAGAGAGGCGUGGAGAGGAGCGGGAAUCUCGUCUUCUACAAUGAGUCUGACCAUGGUGGACACUUCGCCGCGCUGGAGUGCCCGGACGUACUGCUGGCAGAUUGUCGAAAAUUUUUUGAUGAACAUUUCACAAGGUAA